CGUCCCUGAUCGCCCAGCCCCUCCGCAGCCCUAAUUAGGCCCACCUCAGCUCCGUCACAGCGGCUCCGGCCAUCUCGGGGAGACGUGCACCAUGGCCAUGGUUUUGGGUUAUUGGGACAUUCGCGGGCUGGCUCAUGCCAUCCGCCUGCUUCUGGAAUACACAGACUCAAACUAUGAGGAAAAGAAGUACAUUGAGGAGGACGCUCCGGACUAUGACAAAAGCCAUUGGCUGAAGGAGAAAUUCAAGCUGGGCCUGGACUUUCCCAAUCUGCCCUACUUAAUUGAUGGCCCUCACAAGAUCACCCAGAGUAACGCCAUCCUGCGCUACAUUGCCCGCAAGCACAACCUGUGUGGGGAGACAGAAGAGGAGAAGAUCCGCGUGGACAUCCUGGAGAACCAAGUUGUGGACUUUCGCAAUGAGCUGGCCAGCAUGUGCUACAACCCUGACUUUGUGAGUUCUUGUUGAGCUGGGCUAGGGCAGGGUCUGGAUCAGGAGAUGGGACUCUUUCAUUCCCAUCUGUACUUGUCCUGUGUGCCAUUUGAACUCCUUAGGCCUACAGAUUCUUCAAGGGGUCCCCUGUACUGACAGAGUGACC
Loxodonta africana (African savanna elephant) is the source of this 596-nucleotide messenger RNA. Its product is annotated as glutathione S-transferase Mu 1-like. Bases 92 to 466 code for a protein of 124 amino acids. Lineage: Eukaryota; Metazoa; Chordata; Mammalia; Proboscidea; Elephantidae. The record is from RefSeq and is a predicted model, not a curated record. The transcript has 5 exons. Gene Ontology annotation, biological process: glutathione metabolic process. Gene Ontology annotation, molecular function: glutathione transferase activity.